AUGACAAGCCCGACAUGUACGUCCUCUUCUGCCGCUUCUUCCUCUCAUGGUGUUAACUUAUGUGAGCAUCCUGUUGUGGAUGCAAUGCUUGAAAACCAAGGUGAACCAACAACAUUGAUGGCUAUCAAGCAUGCUUUGGCCCAUUUUGGUAUUGCAGCCUCCUUUGAUCUGGAUUCCAACUUGCCUUCUGCCCUCCAUGAUGGUAAUGGUACCUCUGCUUGCCCUCUUGCUCCACAAGAGGAAAGCUUUCCUUCAGCCACCAUUUUUAUGUUGCCUGAUCUAGGUCCUGAUGAAGUGGAGCCUGUGUGCAUUGGCCCUUUGGAUACCUCAGUUCCUGUAAAGAAGGCUAGGACCAUGGAGCCUGAAAAAGAGGGAGACAAGGUGAAAAAAUUCAAGAUGUAUAUGCGCAAGUUGGAGCCUGUGUCAGAAGUGCAUGUAGAUACCCAUCGUCUGCUGGACUUUACCUUGUUCAGGGAUAUCUACUUGCACUCUGGCAUGCUCAAUGGGCGCCUUCCCACCAUGCGCUAUGAUGACAUCUGGCCUGUGGUGAAGCACAAGCAUCCAUUGUCAAUCCAUACUGCUACAUUCUUUGAUGUUUGCUGCGACUUCGGAGGCCAAGCUUCAUACCAUCAAGGUCUCUGGAAAGCACACUGCAAGGGCAUUUAA
Molecule: messenger RNA, 666 nt
Organism: Lichtheimia ornata
Lineage: Eukaryota; Fungi; Mucoromycota; Mucoromycetes; Mucorales; Lichtheimiaceae
Exons: 5
Coding region: 1-666 (221 amino acids)
Source: RefSeq, a predicted model, not a curated record